AGAAGCUUACAGGGCAAGAGUUCACCGGUUUGUCCAACUCGUUCUCGGAGUCUUGAGGAUAGCGGACGGACUUUACGAGCCCCAAAACACACGUGAUCGGCAAAGGAGUCGCUGCAGUCCACGACUUAACUCAUGGAUAGAAGUUAAGCCCGCAGAGGACGGCGGAUAAGUCUGGCUGACGUUAAUAGCGACUGCUGUUAUUGACUUUGACGACAGCAGCGACGAUGCCUGUUUGACACGGAGGGGGGAAGCUUUCUGCUUUCAGGUGAUUGAGAAAGGGAAGGGCCUGAAACAUGAUGUCCAUUGGAACUGAUAGCUGACACCGUAGAAUGAGAGAGGAUGGAGCAGACAGGCAACCCUGCCCUUGAGAGCAACAACCCUAAUGGGUUUGUCAACCGUGUGUUUAAUGUUUCUCUGGAUGUGGAGAAUGAGACCAGCAGUGUUUAUAUUCAGGAGACUGGAACAGGGCCUGCAGAGGGGCAGGGAGAGACCCAGGCUGCCUCUUCUCAGACCCCUGUCAAGGACAGACAGGAGGUCAACAGGAGGCCUCGUGCCACAGGGGGCAUCUGGAAGAUCCUGAACCGAAAGCGAGCUGUCUCAGAGCUGGAGAGGAGACCCCACUCCAUGAUUUUGCCAGGGGAGGCUUCCAUCCCGAAACUCUCAUUCGCUGACAAAGUUCGAUCCUUCAAGAAGCUUAAAUCCCCAGCUGUAUUCAGAGGGAAGGCAGGGAAAUUGUCCACUGCAAAGUUUACCAGCUCUUUGGUGGAUGAGGAGUCUUUCUGCCGCGAUAUUGGCACACCUCAGCAGCCCAGUGGUGGCACGCUUAGACAGCGUGGCCAGAGGCAUUCGUAUGCUGGCUAUACAGCACAGUUUGACUGUUUGUUUGAAGACAUUGACCUCUCAACUUCUAUGGAUGGCCAUCAAUCCACUGUAACGGGCGAGGCUGUGACUCAGAAUGGCUGCAAAUCAUCUGAAAAAGUUUCCUAUACUAAAAGAAGCCACAACAAUUCAGCCAACUGCAACAAAACUGCUGCAGCUUGUGAAGAACUAAGCACUAGAGAUAGCUCGAGGACCCACCGGAGUGGAGGAAGGAGGCACAAAGAUGUGUGGAGUUACCUGAGGAGGAUUUCCCUUUUGGGGAAGACCAAUCCUGUGUAUUCAGAGAGGAGCUUUGACUCUGAGCUUCCCUCUCUGGACAAAACAAUAGACUCAGACUAUGGCUCUGUGGACUUUGAGAGUGUCAGAGACUUUCAGCCACCUCCCCCAAAACAGUCGGACACCAAGGGGCACUUUGGUGGUCUCUUCAAAUUUUUCAACAACUUUGCAGAGACAGCUAGACGAUGGCGAACAACAUCACGCUCCUUCUCUCCUCCGGAGGGGGAGAAGACUCCGAUGAGCUCCCCACAGGCCCCACAGCGCGCAGUGGACAAUGUUCACAGUGUGUCUCUGACACUUCACAAUGAAGGACUUCCAACAUCCCAGCCUACCCCUUCAUCACCAGUCACUAGUAAAUUCUUACACUCCAAUAGCUUUGAUGGUGACACUCCAGCACCUGUGACAGGUGGACGAUCACCUACAGUGGUCCUUAAAGCCUUUAGGCCCUGCUCAGGACCUCAGGCUGUCAAUGGUUUUCAGAGUUUUGAAGUUACAGACAAACCUGCUGACAGAGAGACAAACCUCUGGUCCGAGGCCAUAGUAGAAAAUCAUGUCCCUCAUUUAGGCUUAAACACGGAGGCUGAAAGUGAAGCAGAAGUUGAAAGGGACCAAUCAGAUUCUCUCUGUCAAGAGGAAAAUGUAGCGGGACAGACAGGAAAUGAGCAGGAUUCCCAAGAUGCUCCGCUUGACUCCCACCCGAUACAGGAAGUGAAUGUCCAAUCACAACAAGGUGAUAAAGAGAGCACAACCAAUAGCGUACCAGCAUCAGAUUCCACAGAGGAAAUAUUUAAGCUGUGUGAGCAGAUUGCCAGCCAGACAGGCUGCAGUGUAAGACAGCCUGGCCCGGCCUUGCCCCACUCGAGCACAGAGAAGACCUCUGUACCUCAGAAGCGCUUGCGCCCUCGUCCUCGCCCGGCAUCAGCUGUCCUGGACCUUUGGAGACCCAACCCGGACCGAGAUCUCGACAGCCAUUACAGUGAGGUCGGCUCACUUUCCCGAAGGAGACGCAGGCCUGCUACCACAGUGCAACACUCUCUGGGGCAGAGAGGGAUGGCUUCCCGCACCAGGCCUUGCUCUGUCAUAGAAACCAGUGUUACUAGGGAGACGCAGUCCACGGAACUGCAUCACAGAGCCUUGUCUCGCCCCCCGGGUGUGUCACCGUUAGAGCCCCCACACAGGGCGUCUCUCCAGCGGUGUCGCUCCCUGCCUCUCCCCCCCAGCACUCUCACUGCAUUGGCCCUGCUCCUGCCACAGUCAGCAGACAUGGGGCAGUCCUCAUCUUCAGUGCGCCUGCGAUCUGGAGGUUCUGGUAGCUGCAGGAGGAGGAGGCUGUUAAGACCUGGGUCAGAACCGCUACAGGUCAACAUAUUGAUAAGUGGAGGUUCAAUCGUCAACGCUGAGGCGGUAUGGGACCAUGUGACCAUGGCGGACCGGGAGUUGGCGUUUAAGGCCGGUGACGUCAUCAAGGUGCUGGACGCCUCCAACAAGGACUGGUGGUGGGGCCAGAUUGAUGAGGAGGAAGGAUGGUUCCCUGCCAGCUUUGUACGGGUGGAACCCCACCCUCCUCAGCCCCAAACAAAACAGGUUUUCUAUAUCAACCCCAUAGCAACUCCACGGUUCCAAAACACCACGUCAAAGCUGUGGGUGAACCAGGAAGACGGUGGAGCAGAGCCAGCUGAGGGAACCAGCGAGGUACAGAACGGGCACCUGGAUCCAACCAAUGACUGCUUAUGUCUGGGCUCACCCCUCCAAAACCGAGACCAGAUGAGGGCUAACGUUAUAAAUGAGAUUAUGAGCACAGAGAGACAUUAUAUCAAACACCUCAAGGACAUCUGUGAGGGCUACUUGCGCCAGUGCAGGAAGCGCGUGGACAUGUUUAACGACGACCAGUUGAAGGUCAUCUUUGGAAACAUCGAGGACAUCUACCGCUUUCAGAUGGGUUUUGUCAGAGAUUUGGAGAAACAGUACAACACAGAGGAGCCGCACCUCUCUGAAAUCGGGCCGUGCUUUUUAGAACACCAAGACGGUUUCUGGAUUUAUUCAGAAUACUGUAACAACCACUUGGAUGCCUGUAUGGAGCUGAGCAAACUGAUGAGGGAUGGCAGGUACCAGCACUUCUUCGAAGCCUGUCGCCUCCUCCAGCAAAUGAUUGACAUCGCCAUAGAUGGCUUCUUGCUCACGCCCGUCCAGAAAAUCUGCAAAUAUCCACUCCAGUUGGCCGAGCUUCUUAAAUACACCGCACAGGAGCACAGUGACUAUCGAUACGUGGCAGCAGCGCUGGCAGUAAUGCGGAACGUCACCCAGCAAAUCAACGAGAGGAAGAGACGGCUGGAGAAUAUUGACAAGAUCGCCCAGUGGCAAGCCUCGGUUCUGGACUGGGAGGGGGAUGAUAUAUUGGACAGGAGCUCAGAGCUCAUCUACACUGGGGAGUUGUCAUGGAUCUAUCAGCCGUAUGGACGCAGCCAGCAGCGAGUCUUCUUCCUCUUUGAUCACCAGCUGGUCCUCUGUAAGAAGGAUCUGAUACGCCGGGACAUCCUGUACUAUAAGGGCCGCAUUGACAUGGAUCGCUACGAGGUGCGGGACACUAUAGACGGGCGUGACGAAGACUUCAACGUUAGUGUGAAGAAUGCCUUUAAAUUGUGCAACAAAGACAGCGAGGAGAUCCACAUCUUCCUGGCCAAGAAGCCAGAGGAGAAGAUCCGCUGGCUCAGGGCCUUCGCCGAGGAGAGGAAGAUGGUGCAGGAGGAUGAGAAAAUCGGUUUUGAGAUCUCUGAGUACCAGAAGCGACAGGCAGCCAUGACAGUGAGAAAAGUGACCAAACAGAAAGGUGUAAACAGGUGCACGCCCCCUUCAUACCCGCCCCCACAGGACCCCCUCAGUGUGGGGCAGUAUGAGGUAACGGAGGACAUGGCACAAGGAGAGGUUUUUGAAUUCAGUCAAUCCAAAAGAGGCCAGGCUCCUUUCUGGCAGAAUUUUAGUAGAUUAGCUCCAUUUAAGAAAUAGAGAUACACAGACUCUUCCGAUGGACCAGCUAUUUUUCUUAGAAGCACUAAACACUGGAUGAUCAUGUCCCCCCUCCCCCCCCCAUGAUGAAGAAAAAUACAAAAAAAAAAACCCCACACAAACACAAGACUUUGAAGUUAAGGACCAAUGUUAAUAUAGAGUGUGAUUGGAAGCUGCGAGAGGACUGAAGACUUGGAUUUAAAACAAAGAAAAAACGUAUAAAAAAAUAAACACAACUUUACAGUUCAUAUAUGUUAGUAACAUUCUUAGUUAUCAUGCUUCUCCGGCUGAGUCAACUGUCACGAACUCUUCCCCCCUUUCUGGAUAAUCACGCCAUCUGAAUGUCCUGAAGUCAUCGAGAUUGUUACAUGAGAUCAUUUUCAAUCCAUCUUCUGGAAAGAAACACGAGGCCAAGCCAAGUCAUUCCCAGUAGUAUGAUUGUGACCAAAACAAAAAAACUACAAAAAAAGCUGAGAUCUUGCUGUGCUGCUAUGUGAGAUUGUUUGCUGCAUUCUUCUGAAUGCGAGACGACGACCUCAGCCGAUCGCCGCGGCCUGUGAAGGACUUGCCAAGCUCGGCUGUCAACCUCACCUCUGAGUUAGCUCCAUCCUGCCACUGAUCACGCACCCAUCGAGCCAUCUCUGCGCUGCUGAUGUCUGCGUCUGGACCUCCUCCUCGCACUCAGAGCUUCAUUCUCUUCUCUGUAGCAGCUUGCAUAUAAUAGCCCCCUCCUCUCUCUUUCUUUUCACAGUCUGACAUUAGGUGUUCCCUUCCUUCUCCACAUCCCACUCGUCCUCUCUAUCUCUCCAUCCACCUGCUCUGCCUCUGUGAGUCAGUGGCUCUCAGAGGAAGAGUUUCACUCUUUUGGAAACCUGCCAUUGGCCGUGAUGUGAUGAUGGGUCAGGGAACAAAUCAAUAGGCGGAACAUCAAUAGUAUAUUUACAUCCGUUCACCAACCACUCGUGACAGGGUAUUCAUGUCCGAUCGCGCUGAGGGGGUGUGUGCGCGCGCUGGAUUUGGCAGUGAGCUUAGAUGAAGCAGCUGGGAGCAGGAGAUAGGCCGGCAACGGUCCGCCUGCCUUGUGCCACAGCCCCUCUCCCAUCCCGCCCUCCCUAGAGACCACCCCUGUAGCACUGUGCUGACACCUGGGUGGAAAAGAGAAAAAAAAGCACAGCCUACCUCCAGAAAACGAGCGGUAAAAGUGAAGUUGUGAUGCAUUGGGCAAAAGAAUAACAUGUCAGCUGUCAAAGAAAAGACUUCGGUUAAUUAUUUUGUGUCACUUCCACUGUAAAAAAGCACAGCAUGUACUCCCGUUUUGAGUAUGAGCGAUACAAAUAUCAACACGUCAGUGUGACCAAUAAGUAAGAAGCCCAUCCAGUAUUCAAGAGGGUGGGGGGUGUCUAAAAAGUGAUAAUGAUUUGUGAAGUGGACCAAAACUAACUGGGGAAACAAAAAAGUCCACUGCAGCAGUGCAAGCCGAUACCGUAUACGGAGGUAGAAAGGCGAAUUUAAACUGUAGCAUGCAGGUUUCCUCUGACACAUUCAUACAUCUCUAUAGACUCCAGCUCCAAACAUCUGCUUUCUGCCUCACCCCUCCUCACGUUGCCCCCCCAGAUCUGGCAGUUAGCUCCAGCUCUGCUUAAGUGAUUUCCAAAGGACUGUGGCGUGAUCAGAUUGGUUUUGUUUAAUCAACAAAAACGUGCGUGAAGCCGUGGUCUGCGAGAGACCCUAGCAUUAUAGAGUCCUUCAGCAGUAAAAGAGAAGAUCUGAGGAAGUGAAGAGGAAAAUUCAUCGUGAAGACGUAUUCUUUUUUCCCACACUUGGAAUGUAAGUGAUACAUCUGUCCACGGUUUGUGACCACGUUUUGACCUCAGACACAGGAGUACAUUUUGUGUUGAAUUAUAUCACCAGAUGGACAGUACAUAUACAGUUUGACAAUUUGUGCAAUGUGAUAUAUCAUUCUAUAUCUAUCACUAUUCACUACAGCGUGCUAUGAAAGAGUUAUAUUGUUCUAUGUCAUUUGUUUGCCUUCUUAUAGGCCUUAUAACCUGUUGGAGAAAAAACAGACCUUACAAUUGCUUUGUAUGUUGUAAUUUAUGUUUUGUUUCAGUAAAGGAAGUUGAGAAAUGGGUGAGUUGGCUGCUGGUGUCUGUAGAGAUGGCUCCCAGUGAGAUUGUUUUGGAAGAUAGUUCUCCUGGCUGGUACGGCAAAAAAAGAUAUGGUUCCUAGGCUAUCGUAACCUCAGGUCCCUUGCUAUGGCCCGCUCUGCCCACCCUCCCUGCUCCCUCCAACUCCCUGCUUAACACUACCACCAGUACCAACAUACAGAUACAAGCAUGUAGGCAAACACACACACACUAAUAAUCAUGCUUACUUGCUGGCCCGUUCUGCUGCGGAGAGGAGAGAUGCUAUCUAACAGUGCCUUCCAGCAUUCCACUAGUGAUUAUCUAUUCAGUUUCACAGGCAGAUUUGAAUUAGUCAUGUAUUUUCCCUUCAGUGCAUCUCUCACUCUCUCUUCCGUUCUGUUCCCACAACUCCCGCCCCUUCCCUCAUGCACACUGGGAAUUCCUCGUUCCCCAGUGCACGAGAGCCGCUCGGACAGAAACUUAGGCUACGUUCACACUGCAGGUCUUAAUGCUUAAUUCCGAUUUUUUGAUCAAAUCCGAUUUUUUUUGUCUGUUCGUUCACACUACAAAUAAAAUGCG
Neolamprologus brichardi is the source of this 6863-nucleotide messenger RNA. RefSeq lists its product as uncharacterized. Gene Ontology annotation, molecular function: protein binding; guanyl-nucleotide exchange factor activity. Lineage: Eukaryota; Metazoa; Chordata; Actinopteri; Cichliformes; Cichlidae. The record is from RefSeq and is a predicted model, not a curated record.